AUGAGUGGCAGCAAAUCCCACUCGUCAGGCCUAAGAUGCCUGCUACAUUUCUUACUGCUGGCAUCCACAGCCGUUAGCGAUGAUAGCCCUUUCACCGUGUCACCACCCAAGCCAUCGAUCUGCACGGCGAGCACCGUCACCUAUUCAUCUGCAUUGGUCAUGCCCACCGGCUCCUUUGAUAUCCACCCCGGCUCCUAUGGCAUGGGGAACUUAGGCCAGAACUGGACUUUUGCUGUCACUUCUGGAAUAGAGCUGUUGGACUGGGGCGAUGAUGGGCAAAACAUUUCGAAAUGGGUCGUUGAGAAUGGUAUGCUCCAAGAUGGCGCCAGGUCAUACACCUUCACGGUUCCAACCGAUGGAAGCUGGCUUGGCGGGAUGAUGACGGGUCUCGCAGCGUCCUCAGGAGGUUCUGCAGACUUUACACUUACCAUCACAGCCUUACUUCCCUGCAACUUACCAGUCGCAAUGGAGUGCGGCAGUAACUCCGAUCCCGCCUUUGACACAUCACAAUGGGAGGCUUGGAGUGUUGAUCAUUUCUUGUCAUCUUACUACACGAAUUAUACCAAUGGUGCUUUUGGUUCGCCAGGGUCAUUCAUGGACAGAUUCUAUAACGAUUUUACUGAUGGCGAGGGUUCGGCAUACGAUCAGUGCAAUGUUACAGAUACCGCGAUAAAUGAUUGUAAUUGGAUUGGGUCUUGCCACAAUCUCGCCACGUCUGGUCAGCCUGAUCUUACACCUUAUCAAGUGCCAGCAUACCUUACUAUGUAUGCUAUGAGGAAUUUCAUGGCCAUCCUCAACAACAUAUACACCGCACUCCAAUGGGCAAUCGGCGACAUGGAACGUAUAUAUGAAGGCUUGGGUUCCAUCUUUGUCAAAAUGCCGAGCGGUAUUUCAGAGACAUGGUACAAGGUGUUUCCCCUUUUGAAUACUAUUCUGACUAUGAUCGCUGUUAUCUUUAUUGCUAUAGAAUUACCAUAUGCUGUGGCCGCAUUGAUAGGGUCGGCUGCUGCGUUCGGUUUCGCUGGCGAUGCCGGUGCACUGACGGCUGCAGAAGUGCAAACGGAUUUUCAAUUGGAACAAAUCUGGACGGAUAGCGCGAUCGGCGAGUCAUUGGUGACGACUAUCUCUGACUCGAUCUACAACUUAAGCAAUGCGGUCUGGCUAGGCGGAGCCAAUGUUACAGAAUUCAUGAAGGGUGGCAAUUUUCUCACAGCACAGACAAGCCUGGCGGAGACCAAUGCCACAAACAGAAACGGCCCACCGUUGCAAGCUACAGAAUAUUUUGAAAAUCAGUUCGUUUCAGCUUUAAUCAAUAGCUACUACAAGGCAAAUUACGCCUAUAUUGUUUAUAUACCCUAUGGCCAGGUCCAACAACUCGAUUGCUCGAACUCGUGGGGCGAUUUCACACAGGACAUCUGUCAAAAGGAUUGGAUCGAGAAAGGGCGCCAAGACUUCUUUCACAACACUUGGAAUGAGAGCGUGGUGGCUUCAUGCAUGGACAAUGGUAUGGCCGUGUUAUACAAUGCAUAUUCCGGCGCUUGGGACAAUAGUCAGCCGCAGUCUUUCUACGUCAAAAACUUCAGCGUCAAUGAUAUCACUUACAAUCCAGUCUACAUGAUAGAGUCAUCUGUGAAUGGGUUUCUCGCCAAUGGCUUCAAUUACAACGCGACAGACGCCUGGGUCUCGCAGAUCUCCAACCCCAAUGGGGAAACUGUCCUCAAUGAGAAUAUCGCAGGAGCCAUUAUGAAUGUGCAGCAAUGGACUGCUGGCAUGUACAACCUUCCCGUUUGCGUGCAGAACAACCUAGCGUCAGUGCCGAACAGCCACUUUCAAUAUCGGUACGGAUCCAGCUGGCCUGCCCAGGUCCAGCCGUGUCAAUGCAUGUCAGACUCGGCCAACAUCACCAUUGACGGAAUCACUUCGUACUUCAGGGAUAACAUCCCGCAACAAGCCGCAAAGUAUCUCAGUGCCGAUGGUGGAUCUGGCAAUUGGUGUCCAUUUGACGAGGGAAGAUUGGGCAAGGCGUGCGAUGAUCCCUCUGAGUCUGUCGUCUCUGUUGGAUAUGUAGAGAAGUUUGAGCCCGUUGAGGAGAGUCUGAAAGCUAGUCUUGCUCCGCGAGCUAUCAGAUGUGACGAUGCUUACGACUGGGACAUUCGAGACGACUGCUUGGUGUGGCCAAUCACCAAGGGAGCAGUCUCGGUCCAAUCUCCAAGAUCCUUACACAGCUUGCCUUCCGAAUCAGUACACCUCGCCUUCCGCCGCUGUUUCCAGGAGCCAACUGUCAUAGAGUACAUUCGGCUAUUUUGUGAUACCGAAUUCCUGGUAGUGACAAGCCUGACUAUCCCGUCCGAACAUCCAAAUCAGAAGACCGAAAAGCUGGUCAUGUUAUCUAAGGGUGCUCAGGAAGCUGUAUUCUGGAUACUAAAUCUUGAGGCUUCCGUUAGCAGGCCCGCCAUAGGUACAGGUUCUAUCUAUCUGGUACAAUGUCCACCUGCAUUGGAGGACAAGAACGAGUACCUGAUGGACAAUGAUCACAUAGAGACGGAUCAGUCGUAUUGGAUGCGGCCAUACCUCCAGGAGACGCAGGGCCUGAAUGCGACAGAAAGAUAA
Letharia lupina is the source of this 2610-nucleotide messenger RNA. RefSeq lists its product as uncharacterized. The transcript has 12 exons. The record is from RefSeq and is a predicted model, not a curated record. The coding region runs from base 1 to 2610 and encodes 869 amino acids. Lineage: Eukaryota; Fungi; Ascomycota; Lecanoromycetes; Lecanorales; Parmeliaceae.